AAAGUACACUCGGUGGCUCUGGGCUAUCUGACAUCGACACGUCGUGUCUGAAGAUCCGGGGGAAAAAUAGGAAGAAACAAGGAAGCGCAGCACAAGCGACACAGCGGCUCCGAAGUUCUGUUAGCAGAGGCACUGUGUGUUCACCUGACGUUAUAGCAAAAUGCCUGAAAUACAGACACCAAGGAUUCGAGCCAUUAACACCAGUGCUAGUGACGGCCUGGAGGGAUUCAAGGCACAUGCUGUGUUCCAGGAAAUCAACAAGAAGCUCCAGGAGGAUGGGGAGCAGUUUGUGAAAAAGAUCGGGGGAGUGUUUGCCUUUAAAGUAAAGGAUGGUCCAAACGGACAGGAGGCAACUUGGUUUGUGGAUGUGAAGAACGGCAACGGCUGUGUUCACAAUGACACGGCUAAAAAAGCAGAUUGCACCAUUUCCAUGUCUGACACAGACUUGUUGGCCUUGAUGACAGGGAAGAUGAACCCACAGACUGCGUUUUUCCAGGGCAAGCUGAAGAUCACAGGCAACAUGGGACUGGCCAUGAAGCUUCAAAGCCUGCAGCUGCAGCCGGGCAAAGCCAAGCUGUAGAUGAGAUGUCGGAGCUAGCUGUAACUACACCUCUGAACACUGAAUAGAGUUCACAGCACGUCUGGUUUCAGAUAAGUGGUAAGGUCUGUAAACUGGACUGAACCACUUUUCCUACUAGCGACCUCACUGACCGACCAGGGGAUUAGUCAGCAUCCCUGCCAAUCUAACUGGAGAAUAAGAUAGAAAAUUAAUUUGUGUACUGGAGUAGAGACAGGUGCUCCCUACUAAUUCAGUCCAUGUCCAGAUCUCAAUAACUUUCCAAAGUCUGUUGCUAAUGAAAACUUUCUUUGAGUGUAUUAUGUCUGGAAAUCUUUUGAAUAGAGAAGAUUGAUGUAAUUUUCCACAAUCACGGACUCAACAGUCUAAGUGCCUCCUCCUCUCAGACAUCCAAUUUGCCCUAAGGUUUUUAGCCAACAACAUAGAAAUGUUUUUCACUGUGGCCGCCCAAUGUUUGGACGGAGGGGUUGUGAUUUUCAGCAGUACCUAUCAUUAUUGUAUGAAUCUCUAAAACAUUUCUACUAAAUAAAUUUGUCUUUGCUGCAACAUCCA
Molecule: messenger RNA, 1129 nt
Organism: Micropterus salmoides (largemouth bass)
Lineage: Eukaryota; Metazoa; Chordata; Actinopteri; Centrarchiformes; Centrarchidae
Gene: scp2b
Product: sterol carrier protein 2b
Exons: 5
Coding region: 161-580 (139 amino acids)
Cellular component (GO): cytosol
Source: RefSeq, a predicted model, not a curated record